Molecule: messenger RNA, 1593 nt
Organism: Colletotrichum aenigma
Lineage: Eukaryota; Fungi; Ascomycota; Sordariomycetes; Glomerellales; Glomerellaceae
Product: CCA tRNA nucleotidyltransferase
Exons: 2
Coding region: 1-1593 (530 amino acids)
Biological process (GO): tRNA 3'-terminal CCA addition
Molecular function (GO): ATP:3'-cytidine-cytidine-tRNA adenylyltransferase activity; RNA binding
Source: RefSeq, a predicted model, not a curated record
AUGGCUGCUGCAGCCACCACCAUUGGGACACCCGUCCUUCAACUUACUGCCAAGGAAGAGCAGCUGAAAGAACUUCUCGUCGAAGUAGCUGCCUCGAUCGACAGGACGUGUCGCCCUUCGGAUCCCCCUCUGGUCCUUCGUUGGGCUGGUGGCUGGGUUCGCGACAAGCUCCUUGGCAUCGAGAGUCAUGACAUUGACACGGCUAUCAAUGUCAUGACCGGCUAUACCUUCAGCCAGAAGAUGCGUGACUAUUGCGACGACUCGGAAAACAGGAGGAAGCACAACAUCAGCCCUGAUGAUCUGGGGAGCAUCCACAAGAUUGCUGCCAACCCAGACAAGUCGAAACACCUCGAGACUGCCACUUGCCGCAUAUUUGGCCUAGACGUCGAUUUUGUUAACCUUCGAAAGGAGACUUACACCCAAGACAGUCGCAACCCAAUCAUGGAGUUUGGCACAGCCGAGGAGGAUGCUAUGCGUCGGGAUGCCACCAUCAACGCCCUGUUCUACAACUUGCAUACUGGUCUCAUCGAGGACCUCACAGGUGGUCUUGAGGACAUGGCGUCGCGACUCAUUCGGACCCCAAUGUCUCCUCUUCAGACAUUCACGGACGACCCGCUGAGGGUCCUGAGGUUAGUUCGCUUUGCCAGUCGUCUGGACUUCGACAUAGACCCUGCUGCAACGGCAGUCAUGGCGGAGCCUUCUGUGCUCGGCGCAUUGAAACUCAAGAUCAGUCGCGAGAGGGUUGGGGUCGAAGUCGAGAAGAUGCUCAAGGGUAGACAUCCCCGGAAAGCUCUCGAACUCAUACAUAACCUUGGGCUUUACGAGGCCAUCUUCACAGAUCCAAGUGGCGAGCAGUGCCCUGCACCAGAUCUCUCCAAGUGGAAGCUUGCUUAUGGCUGUCUCGAUCUUCUCUUUCGCGAUCGCGUGCCGGGAUCCAUUUACAACACUCUCGUUGCCACAGACGAGGCUGCUUACUUGGCGUGGGCAUUGGCGGCAGUCAUACCAUACUCACAUGUGAAGGACGAGGUUGCCUUUCCAAAGAGUAAGGGAACUAUACCCGUGACCACACUGGUGGCGCGAGAGGGCAUAAAGGGUCCGAAUAAACUGUGUGACAUGAUCACCGGGGCAUCCCGUCAUUGCCGCCAGAUCACAGCCAUGAAGGACAAUGUUUGUGCCAAGAACCCGCCCUUUUCUCAAAGAGAUAUUGUCGGUAUGGCAGUCCGAAAAUGGGAUGCUCAAGGAGGCCACUGGCAGACUCAAAUUGUAUAUGCCAUUCUCGUUGAGGCCACGGACAAAUUGGAAUCCCUCUCCGAUUCAGACGUUUCGGGAUUCCUCACAGGCUGGAAAUGUUUCUUGGACCACCUGGCUGAUUUGGACGUUAUGGAUGCCCCAUCACUGAGACGCCUGGUAGACGGUUGGUUACUAACGAAGGAGCUUGGUGUUCGCCCAGGUAAAUGGAUGGGGCAAGCCCUGGAAGUGUGUGUGGCGUGGCAGCUCCGCCACCGCGGCGAAACCGAUCCAGCUGGUGCGAUAGCCGAAGUGAGGCAACGUUCUAAAGAGCUUGGAAUCACAGGCAUGCAACGGCAGAACUGA